GCACCCGAAACAGGGAAACCAACCACUACUAGGGUUUUACUCUUUUUACCCUGCCUAUGUUUCUAACCUCAAAGUCGCAGAUGUGGGCCCACGGGACUCCUCUCGUUGAGUAUUUAAUUGACAGCAGUCAAAGUCGCGGGGCGUUACACACAUUGUCUAGUCGAUCAACGUUACAAAAAUCACGACUGGCCGAUUUUUCUCUUCACAUCUCUCGUUCGUUGCUUAAAUGAAACACGACGCCAGAAGUUUGAUUAAGAACCAGUUAUUAUUUCCACAUCGCGGGUAUAUAUGAAGAGACAGCCUUGUUGUCUUGGGGGUGCAUCGAGAAAAAGAGUGACAAAAUGCGAGGCAUAGUUGGAAGUAAGCUCAACCUGUGUUUCUCAAAGAUGAUGCGACCAUUUUCACCUGAAUCUCCUCCGAAUUCCACCAGCCUUAACUCAGGGUCAUCCCCAGAUGACCACCCCUCCUCGUCGUCCUCGUCCUCGAUUUUGGUAAAGAACUUCAAUUCGCUCUACGAUCACACCUUUGACCCUUACGAGCCCGAAGCCGAACCCGCUGACUUGGCCACCGCUUUUGCCUCCGAACGAUUCUUCUUCUCGUCUCCUGGUCGCUCCAACUCUAUCAUCCAAUUGCCGUCAUCGCCAUCAGCCCCUGAAAGCCCCCAUACCAACAAGCUCUUCACAAACAGCGUGGCCGUGCCGACGUACUCGCCUGACCCUUAUAUGGACUUCCGACGAUCUAUGCAGGAGAUGGUGGAGGCGCGUCCCGAGCUGAUGGAUGUCAAGUCCAAAUGGGAAAUGUUACAGGAGCUUCUCCUUUGCUAUCUCGCUCUGAAUCCACGGACCACCCACAAGUUCAUCGUGGGCGCUUUUGCAGAUCUUCUUGUCACCCUCACGUUUCCGCCGCAGGAGGCGGCCGCCGGCGAAUCGUUGCAUCGAGACAAUGGAUAGCUAGCAAAAAGCCAGAUACAGAACAAUAAUAUAAUCACUGGCAGACGUAGACAGAAUCGGGGAAUCUCAAAUUUGUCUCCUUUUAUUCUAUUUAAUAUAAUCGGAUGAGUGGGUCUAAGCCAUGCACAAGAUUCAGUCAAGUGUGUCCUUUUUUCUCUUCCGUCCUAAAAGAUUCAGUCACUGAAAAUUGCCUUUGUUACUUGAAUUUCCU
Messenger RNA from Prosopis cineraria, 1161 nucleotides. RefSeq names its product transcription repressor OFP12-like. The record is from RefSeq and is a predicted model, not a curated record. Gene Ontology annotation, biological process: negative regulation of DNA-templated transcription. The transcript is spliced from 2 exons. NCBI's taxonomy places the organism in Eukaryota, Viridiplantae, Streptophyta, Magnoliopsida, Fabales, Fabaceae. The coding region runs from base 342 to 950 and encodes 202 amino acids.